Ipomoea nil (Japanese morning glory) is the source of this 2103-nucleotide messenger RNA. Its product is annotated as lecithin-cholesterol acyltransferase-like 4. The transcript is spliced from 11 exons. Gene Ontology annotation, molecular function: glycerophospholipase activity. The coding region runs from base 242 to 1840 and encodes 532 amino acids. Gene Ontology annotation, biological process: lipid metabolic process. Lineage: Eukaryota; Viridiplantae; Streptophyta; Magnoliopsida; Solanales; Convolvulaceae. The record is from RefSeq and is a predicted model, not a curated record.
CAACUCGUUGGUAGCUAAGGCCUAAGGUAAUUGAACUGCCGCAGGAGGCUGCAAUACUUUCCGUUAAUUCCACGGCUCUUCACUGCAACCACUCGCCACCGUUUCCCUCCUUCAAAGCCACCUACCCAGCCGCCGCGCCUCCAAAAGCCUCCACUCCCCCAUCUUCUUCCUCUUAAUUCCCUAAAUCCCCUUCAAAUCUCCUGAAAUACAUAUACUUGUAGGGAGAAAAUCUGUAAUUUUGAUGGCGUUGUUAGAGGAGAUAGUGAAGUCAUUGGAGCUAUGGUUAGGGCUGAUCAAGGAGACGCAGACUUUUGUUGACCCUACGCUCGACCCGGUGCUUCUGGUUCCUGGAAUAGCCGGUUCAAUUAUCAACGCCGUCAAUAAUAAAACUGGUAAAUCUGAACGGGUUUGGGUCCGGAUCCUUGGCGCCGACCAUGAGUUCUGUGAUAAGCUCUGGUCUCGCUUCGACUCUUCCACGGGUAAAGCAGUGACUUUAGACCCUGAUACGAGUAUUGAGGUUCCUGAAGACAGAUAUGGGUUAUACGCCAUUGAUUCUUUGGAUCCUGAUAUGAUUAUUGGACGCGACAGUGUAUAUUAUUUCCAUGAUAUGAUAGCUGAAAUGCUCAUGUGGGGCUACCAAGAGGGAACAACACUUUUUGGGUUUGGUUAUGAUUUUCGUCAGAGCAACAGGUUUCAUGAAACACUGGAGCGCCUUGAGGCAAAGUUGAAGUCAAUAUAUACUGCAUCAGGGGGAAAAAAGAUAAACAUCAUCAGCCAUUCUAUGGGUGGUCUCCUUGUGAAAUGCUUCAUGAACCUUCACAGUGAUAUCUUUGAGAAGUAUGUCAAAAACUGGAUAGCAAUUGCUGCUCCUUUCCAAGGUGCACCUGGUUAUAUUACCUCUACAUUUUUUAAUGGAAUGUCUUUCCUGGACGGGUGGGAAAAGAAUUUUUUCAUAUCUAAGUGGAGCAUGCACCAAUUGUUAAUUGAAUGUCCAUCAAUAUAUGAAUUGAUGGGCUCUCCAGAUUUUAACUGGGAAGACAUACCACUUCUACAAGUCUGGAGGGAGAGUUCUAAUAGCAAUGGAGAUUCUGCCACUAUGCUGGAGUCCUAUCCUCCAGUUCAAGCUGUAUCAAUUAUGAAGGAAGCUCUCGAAAAUAAUAAGGUGAUCUAUGAUGGUGUUGAUAUUGCUUUACCAUUUAAUGUUGAAAUCUUGAAAUGGGCCAAUGAGACCCGAAAUAUUUUAAACCGUGCAAAGAAGCCUCCUCAAGUCAAAUUUUAUAAUAUCUAUGGGACUAACUAUGAUACACCACAUACUGUCAGUUAUGGAAGUGCAGAUAAACCUGUCUCAGAUUUAAAGCAGCUACCUUUUGUAACGGCUGAUUUCAUAUAUGUUGAUGGUGAUGGAACAGUUCCAACAGAAUCUGCAAAGGCAGAUGGGCUUAAUGCAGAAGCAAGGGUUGGAGUCCCUGCAGAUCACAGAGGGAUCAUCUGUGAUCGUUAUGUUUUUAGGGUUAUCAAACACUGGCUGAAGGCGGAUCACGAUCCUUUCUAUAAUCCCGUUAACGAUUAUGUUAUCCUUCCCACCUUGUUUGACAUGGAGAGGCGCCAAGAAAAAGGGUUGGAGAUCACUUCCCUCAAGGAGGAAUGGGAAAUUAUAUCAGAAGGGGCAGAGUAUGUGGCGGAUGAAAAGCCGAUUGUGGGUUCUAUUUGUGUUUCUCGUGUCGGGGAAGACAAUGUUUCACGGGAAGAUGCUCAAGCCACUGUGGUUGUUCACCCUGCGCUCGAUGGUAAGAAAUGCCAUGUUGAACUUAGUGCCAUGUCUGUCUCGACGAAUGUAUAAAUUUUAGCUGCCGAUUCAUAUUCAUCGUGGAAGUGGUAUUGAUGUGUGUUGGGCUGACUUUAUUUAUAUAUAUAUAUAUUUCUGUAUAUAUUGCAAGAUGGUUAUGGAACUCUAAUCCUCUUGUGUUAUACAAGCUAUGUUAUUUUAGAAUGUAUUUGUACAUAUUUAAGUUGUGUAUAUCCUUCACAUGUAAAUAUCCCAUUGUAUCUAUAACUUGUGGAUUGGCAAUAAAGUAAUCUGCAUGUCCUGGUUACUUGGGCCCU